UUUGAUCCGUCCCCAAUCCUUGAGCCCUUGGAGCGUGUUGGGGGGUCGCAGCGGAAAAAAAUGUCAGGACCUUCAAAUUCCCCCCAGUUUGCUUCCCUGUAUGUCGGGGAUUUACAUCCAGAUGUCACAGAGGCGAUGCUCUAUGAGAUCUUCAAUGCCGUCGGACCUGUGGCCUCCAUCCGAGUUUGCCGAGAUGCCGUGACGCGCAAGUCGUUGAGUUAUGGCUAUGUGAACUUCCACAGUGUUCCAGAUGCUGAGCGAGCUUUGGACACGCUGAAUUAUUCGAGCAUUCGAGGGCGUUCGUGCCGAAUCAUGUGGUGCCAACGUGACCCCACUUUGCGCAAGACAGGCGCUGGGAACAUCUACGUCAGCAAUCUUGACCCUAACAUUGAUAACAAGGCUUUGUAUGACACCUUUAGCCUGUUUGGCAAUAUCCUGUCCUGCAAAGUGGCUUCCGAUAGUUCUGGAAAGUCCCACGGCUAUGGAUUUGUGCAUUACGAAUUCGAGGAUGCAGCACGGCAGGCAAUUGAAAGGGUCAACGGCAUGAUGAUUGGAGACAAAGCAGUAACGGUAUGUUUGUUCCAGAAGCGGGACAAGGAUGCUGAAAAGCAAAACUUCACAAAUCUCUAUGUUAAGUACUACCCACAAGACUGGGACGAAGCAAAGCUCAUGGAGUUCUUUAGUCAGUGUGGCCCUGUUACCGCUGCUGCUGUGAAGAUAGACGAAAAAGGACGAAAAUUUGCGUUUGUGAACUAUGAGAGUAGCGACGAUGCCAAGAGAUGCGUGGAAGAAUUGCAUGGCAUGGACCUGCGAGAAGACAAGGAAGCACCCGAGGAGUUGGGUCCUGAUGGGCAUCCAGUUGGUCACCUCUACGUUCAGCGGGCGCAGACCAAAAAGGAACGACAGGCAGAGUUGCGAUCUCAAUUCUCAGACAACCGACCUCAGAACAAGGCCGUGAAUCUCUACGUUAAAAAUUUGGACACGACUGUGGAAGAUGCUGAUUUGAGGGAGUGGUUUGAGCCAUUUGGCAAGGUUACCUCAGCAUCAGUUGCAAAGGAUGCCGCUGGCAAGUGUAGAGGAUUUGGCUUCGUUUGCUUGAGCGCACCCGAGGAUGCCACGAAGGCCGUGACAGAGAUGCACCUCAAGGUGGUGAAGGGCAAGCCUCUGUACGUCGGCUUGGCUGAAAAAAAGGAGGCAAGACAAGAGCGGCUCCGCCAGCGAUUUACGCAGCCCGGCAACUAUGGGAACUACGGUGGCUACAACAGCUAUGGAGGCGGAAAAGGGAAGAAGGGCAAAGGCAAAGGUGGAUAUGGCAAGGACAUGGACAGUGCGGACAUGAUGGGACCCCAGCAAGGGAUGAUGAUGAACAACAUGAAUAUGCCUGGAAUGGGAAUGCCAAACAUGGGAGGCAUGAUGAGGCCACCGCAGAUGAUGGGCAUGAUGCAACCUCCAAUGAUGUGCAAAGGAGGUGGACAAAGUGCCGGCAACAUGAAGGGCGGCAUGCCUUGCAUGGGAAAGGGCCUGAUGCCUCCAAUGGGACCAGGAGCGAUGAACCCAAUGAUGGGCAUGCGGCCAAACAUGCCGAUGCCACCCAUGAUGAGGCCACCGGUGAAUCCGCAGCAGGUCGUGGCGCCUCCAAUCCAGAUGAGUGGACCAAUGCAGAAACAGAUGCUGGGCGAGAAGCUAUACCCAAUGGUCGCCAAGUACCAGCCGGAGUUGGCUGGAAAGAUCACAGGCAUGAUGCUGGAAAUGGACAACAACGAGCUGAUGCGUUUGUUGGAUUCCGAGCAGCAAGUUCGGAACAAGGUCGAUGAGGCUCUGCGUGUGAUCCAACAAGCUGGCCGUUACAAUUGA
Molecule: messenger RNA, 1854 nt
Organism: Cladocopium goreaui
Lineage: Eukaryota; Dinophyceae; Suessiales; Symbiodiniaceae
Source: the annotation of a GenBank genome assembly